Hylaeus volcanicus is the source of this 5387-nucleotide messenger RNA. Its product is annotated as protein stoned-A. The coding region runs from base 2697 to 5387 and encodes 896 amino acids. The transcript is spliced from 3 exons. Lineage: Eukaryota; Metazoa; Arthropoda; Insecta; Hymenoptera; Colletidae. The record is from RefSeq and is a predicted model, not a curated record.
AGAUCAACUUUAUGUACCGAGGUUUCAGUAAUAAUACAAUUUUUGUUUCAUACAUUAUUUCGAAAAUAUAUAACCUAGGGCCUAUUAAUCGUUCUUAAUAUGCAUUAUAUUAAUUCUAACCUAACUUAACCAAUUACUUUGGUUAAUAUCAAUUUCUAAAUUAGAGUUUAACGAUUAGUCAAAGAUAUACAUAUCAAUUACUUGUAGAGAUUUAAUUUUUGGUCCACUAGAAAAUGUAUAGAUCCCUUUUUUAGUUAUUCAAGCAAGGAAAACUCGUUCGAUACUCUCGACGGUUCCUUUGAUCAGUCGUCUUACCAAUAUCGACGCUUUGACCUUUAUACAAAUUUUCUUUAGCCUUCGUGAAUGGUUUCGCGUUUGAUUAUUUUUUAAUGAUCGAUGAAGGGAUGUUCAAGACUCGAUAGGAGCUGAUAGCACGAAGGUAAUCGAGAACAGGAUAUUCGAUUUAGUUAUCGAGAUUUAAUCUUCCAUGUUGAUUUAACGAUACGAAAGUGACGUGGAAGGGAAGAGGGUUAGGAAAUAGAAGUAGAAUAUUUAAUUUUGUAUGCGAACAAGAUUCAAAUUUACGAAUAGACUCGACACAGUAUUCAAUGAUAAUAGAUAACUUAAUUCGGGUAAAAAUAUACGAAUAAAAAAUUGUCGAAAUUAAAUUUCGUUGGAAAAGUCGUGUAUCUGAAAUUUCUAAUUGUAUACUUAGUCUCGUCAGAAAAUUCCGUCACUUUUCUACUCGAAUGUGAUAACCCCCGAACCAAUUUAUCCAGAUCAUCGUACGUCGAUCGAAAGGCGUCGGUACUCUUCCUUUCAUUUAUUUGACAAAAGUAUCUUCUUUUUAUGUUCCUGAAAAGAUCGUUGAAGAAAAAUAACACCGUCAUCGUCAUAGUGCAAUCUGCGAAAGGACAACGCGAACAAGAAAAGGGUAGCUAGCGACGAAUUUAAGUCGUUUCGAGUUCGUUUAAGCAAAAUCUUUCCAAGCAAUCAGUAUAUCUUUCAGCCAGUAACAACGAAGGACCAAGGUACGAGCAUUUUCCUCACUUUUAUUCGUUUAGUUUUAAAAAAAAAACAUUUUCUUAAUUUUAUUCGCUUGGAUUACAGAAACAUCUCCCUACCUUUAUUGAUUUAGAUUAAAAUCUUGUUCACAGAAUUUUCUUAUGAACUAUACUAUUUAUACAAUCGAGGCGCUAUAGUAAAUAUGGACAUGACUCGAAUAGAAAUGACACGGUCCCCUGCCGAUUGUAUUCUGUCUCUCGAAUUCCAAUUAACGGAGACAAUCAGGUUGUUGAGUUGAGAACUACGGUCAUGUUUGGUAAUUUCUUGUUUUCCCUAACCACUUCAGACUCGUCGCAAAUUACUAUAAAACUACACGUAUACCGUAGAUUCUAUUAGGUAGACCGAAAAGUAAUGUCAUUUCUUUUACAUUAAAUUCAAACUUUUUAAUAAAUUUCUACCUUUAAUUCAUUAUAUAAUCGCCCUCAUUGUCAGCAGCCUUUUGUCACCUAUUGUGCAAAUUCUCAAUGGUAGAAAAAUCAAUGAGCUGAUAAAUGAUAAACAAGUAUUUAAGAUGUCAAAAACGACAUUACUUCCCAGUCCACCUAAUAUAAACAAGUAACAUGAUCUGUCGACUAUCCUACGUCUUUGUCUCAUUUAGAGUUUACGUAGAUUGCAGUUUAUCAUUUACAAUCGACAGUUUGCAGUACAUCAAACACCAGUUCAAGUAACCUCUUAGCAAUUGCACACAAUUUCGAUAAACUAUUAACAAUGGUAGCGCAAACAACCACACCAACGGUUGCGGUCGUUGGACCAACGAUUCCACACUUCAACUUUAAACGACAGCCAUUUUAAUUACAUACAGUUCAAUUAACAUCUGAAAAAUUACACCGAAAUUAAACAACCAGUUAACCAGUCCCUCGCGAUAUCCAUCUACAAAUCCUUCGCUCAACCGCGUCAUCUUCAUCCCUUCUGAAGCUCCCUCAAUCAAGCUCCGCGUUGAUCUGAAUCUCUUUCCCCCACCCCGUGGCCCUCUCCUCAAGUUCGAAGAACCCCGACAUUCGAAAUCUCGCAAUCGAUCAGAAAAGUCGGCCGCAGUCGGUCGUUCGGUUCCGUCGUUCGCGUUUCCAGGCCAUCGCUAGCCCCGAAGGGUGGCAGAAGCAGUGUCUUUCCACCCACCGCGACUGGUGGGGAUGGUCGCGCGCAGGGGGCUCGCGGGUGGGCGUUCAAAGCUCGUACGCGCAUGUUUCUUCUCCGGCGGAACCAACGGAUCGAUGCUGGAAAUAACUCGAGCCGCAGGAGAGAGUACGAGGUGAGUCGGCUUCGCUUUCGGCAGGGCCUUUGCGGCUCCCCCAAACGCCCGCUUUUCCAUCCGAUUUUCCAGAGAACGAGCGAACCGUCAUCUAUCGCACGCGUCGCGUCUCGUUCGCACGCGACCAAAUCGCCUCGCCAUCGUCGAUACCCACGAGCCGUUCCGCCGACGGAGCUCACUCCCCACGGUAGCAUCCCCGUCGAGCCUCUCUUCCGCUUUCCCUCUUCCGUUCAGUGCUGGUUCGUCGAUAAAAGUGCGCGACAACCGAGAGGAGCGUUGGUCUCUCCGAGUCGCGGGAUGACUCGAAAAAAAUGUGCGUCCUACCGAUGUGGCUGACGAGGCUGGAAUCAGGCCUCGCGCGAUCCACGGUAGCUCUUAAAGGAUGCACAAGCUAGCCAAGGGCCUGAAGAAGAAGAAAAAGCAGAAGAAGGGCAAGAAGGGGGCAGAGGAAGACGAGUUCGAUCCGGAGGAGCUCGAGAGCUAUAGGCGAUCGCGGGCAUUAGCCCAGACGAAGGUCGAGCCAUCCGGCGAGGAGGCCAGUAGCGCCGGUUCCGACGAGUGGAGAAAGUUCGAGGCUCUGACAGCUGGAGUUGACUCGAUCCUCAAGAAGACCCAGGGGGACCUAGAUCGCAUCAAGUCGACCUCGUUUUUCCAACGCAAACCUCCGUUAGAGGAGAAGAAAAAGAAGGAAGGGGAGGAGAGCCAGGAGGACACCGAGAAGAAGUCCUCGUCGAAGAAGUGGGUGGGUUUCGACGAGGAGGGCAACCCGAUCGAGGGGGAGCCGCCUGACUUCGAGGGGAAAGCGGGCAAGGAGAAACCGUUGGUCAACGAGGACGGUUUCGUCGAAGUUCCAGACGACGACGAUGAACCAGAGGUCUCCGCGGACGAGGACAUCUUCGACACCACUUACGUCGACGUUCUUCAGAACAUCGACGUUCAACUAGCCUACAUCCCGGACAGCCCGACCGAGGAAGAGGCUGGGGACGAUCCGUUCGACACCACCAGCGCGGACAAGGUUCUCAAGACAGUAGACAGCAAGGGGAAGAAGGUAGUCAGCCUAGGGAACGCGGUAGAGGUUCUCUCCGGGAGAAUCGAUUACGUCAGCACCUGUAAGAUCUCCAAGAACAGAAAGCCCAGGCUCCAGCAGGACCUGUUGUUGGACGACUUCGACGAGCCAGUGCCGUCGGAGGAGAACGCAGCAGUCCCUGAACCCAUUCAAGUCGAGAAGACCUUGCUGGACGAUGACAGCGACAUUCCAGACAUACCUGUAGACUUAACCAAGCUCCCACCCGUUUUGCCCAAACCCGUUAUCCAGGAGAGCGCCGCAGAGAUCAAAGCGUCGAACAACGAGCCGCUCGACAUCUCGGAGUUCGAGAUUCUGAAGGAGAAGACCAUCUUGGAAGAGAUUCCUGAUUUGGACGACGCGGAAUUCGACCUAAGCGCCGCACCGGACGAGGUUCCGCGCCUCGAGGAAGCCGAAGAUCCGUUUAGUAGCAAGGAACCGGAAACCGUAGAUUUCCAAUCGGAGAUAAUAGAGGCCAGCUUUGAGGCGGCCACCUUCGCCAACGAGGAGGAUCCUUUCGACACCACCUUCGCCGAUAAUAUACUUCCUGGAAAGACAGAGCUCAAGUUCAUCGAGAAAGAGCUAGAGGAACUACCCGUCUCCGAGGUGACGAUCUCCUUGACCGACCCCGCUGGCCUGCGCAGAGACUACGAGACAGGUUUACUGGCCGCCGAGAAUGGCAGAGCAGGUCUGCAGGCGAAGAGAGACCUUCUAGGAGGAUCGACAACCGACUUGAGCCAGUUGGUCGACCAGCCCAUAGCGCCGGAGGAAGACAUCACUUACGUUGAUCCGUUCGACACCUCGACAGUGCAAGAGCUUCCACCUGGACAGACGGAGCUGAAGUUUCUGGAGAAGGAGCUACUGGGCGACCAGACACAGGUCCCGAGUGCGCUAGAGGACGACGACUUCGAUCCCAGGAAGGACGAACAGCCAGCAAUAGUCGAGGCGACACUACCCAAACACCCGUCUAGACCGCCACCACCAACCGUAGCGGUUCAGCCAACGUUCGCGGUUGACUUUGUCGAGCAGGAGGUAGCAAACGACGUAGCUGAGUCGGGGGAUCUCGAACGGAGAACCUCCAGGCCAGAAGUCCUCGAGUUGGCACCCGCCAAGUCGGUCGCCUUCGAACUACCAACGCCGUCCAAGAGACCGGACCUCCUUACGACCUCGGAAGAAGAGAAGACCUUGCCCUCGAAGCCACUCACGCCGUACUACUCUCAGAAAUCCAUCGAAGAGUCCAUCCCCAUCGAGGAAGAAGAAGUGGAUGUCGAUCCGUUCGACACGAGCUUCGUAGCUAAGGUAGCGCCGGGAAAGACGGAACUAAAGCUAAUCGAGUCGGAACUGCUGAAGCAACAGGAGUCUAAGUUGCCUCAUAGCCUCAGCGAUCACGAUUUCGAUCCCAGAGGCGAGAGCGAGCCGACCAGAAGGCAGAGCGAUUUCACGGCCGCCUCUAUCAGGCCGAGCAAGUUGAAGAUCAGCGAGUUGCAGAGCUCCGUGCUGAAGAAGUUCGAACAACCGCAACCAGCCAAGACACCCCAGCGUCAGGAGAGCCUACUGGACGCGGAGAUCGAGGUGGACGCUAAGCCGUUGACGCCGAGGAUCGAGUCGAAGCCCAUCGAGGAAGAAGAGAUCUCCUACAACGAUCCGUUCGAUACGUCCAUCGCCUGUAACAUACUACCAGGCAAAGCAGAGCUGAAAGUGCUAGAGAGCGAGUUGGAACAGAUCUCCGGCGAGGUUCCCGUGCGUCCUGCGCCCAUUAGCUUGACGACUAUCGUCCCGACCACGGUACCGGAGAUCGACGACUUCGAUCCCAGGGCGGAGGUGUCGAAGGAGGCGCAGGACUUCCUGUGCAUCGACGACCAGGACCCCGGGGCGAAAGUCCUCACUCCUCUGCAGAACCAAAGCUUUUCCUUGGACGAAGACGUUGAUCCUUUCGACACCAGCUUCGCAACGCUAGGACCAGGGAAGACCGAACUGAAGCUGCUCGAGUCCGAAUUGAUGGACAAGUAA